CAGUUGUACAAUGAUUUUUCGUAUUUGUACCGAACUUUGGCACCGCACACGAGGACUUAUUUUUUCGAUAACUGAGAAAAACCGACUCUCCGAACUUGAGGGUGUAUAAUCAAAGGACGUCUGUUUCGACGAAGUUCGGAAACUAUGGAUGAAAAAAAUAUCAAGUUACGAUCGUUGAAUAAAUCACUGCCGAAAACAACUGCGCUAAAGUCAUAUUCCGUACCCGCCGAAUGAAUAAUGCGAAUCAUUGAAAAUUCCCGCUUGAUUACAUAAGAAAUGCGAUUCGGGCGUGCGGCAUGCACGUUAUUAUUCGACGCUGUGCAUAAUUAAUAAUCUACAAAAAUAGAAGUGCCUCGGGAAUCGUGUUCUCGACACAUGCCACGAGAUAAAGACCUUCUUCUGCCCGUACAUAAAUCCGAAGAUAUCGCGUACCGAUUCGAACGGCUUUCGUGCGACGCUCAGUCGACGCCAACAGCUCGGAGAUAGAGUUGCUCCAGCUGUAAGACGGCUUUACAACGCCACUAAAAAGUGCUUCAAAGUUUCGAAUAAUUGAAUCUCGAAGUUUGUUUAAAGAAAUAUAAUAAGGAGAUUUUGGAACUCGAAGUCAGAUGCUUCAGUGACAAUUGUUCGAGCGAGUUGAAUCUUCGUUUCAUAAAAAUCAUCGUACUCUUCGGAGUGCGUACAGUUCGUCAGGCGAAUAUCUGUUUUUUUCUUUUGCUCGAUUUUUGUACGGACUGGCCUGUUUUCUCAUUACUCGAGCGUAUUUUUACAGUUAUCUCAAUCCGUUCGGAUAACAACCUCAGUAAAAUGAGCCCGAGUCCGACGUUGCUGAGCAAGGAGAUUCCCGACAUCGAGAAUCUCUUGAGCCUCAAUCCGAAGAUAAAAAAUUACACGAAUCUUGUGCCUUCGGUUCAGACGAAAAAGAACAAGCAGCAUUGGAAGCGAAAUGCCAGUAAAAAAUGCGGAAGUUGCGCCCCGUUGACGAAGAACUUCGACGACAUCAAACACACGACGCUGAGCGAAAGAGGGGCCCUGAAGGAAGCGGCGCGAUGCUUGAAAUGCGCCGAUGCCCCUUGCCAGAAAUCAUGCCCCACCCAGCUGGACGUGAAAAGUUUUAUAACGUCGAUUUCCAACAGAAAUUAUUACGGCGCCGCGAAGGCUAUCCUUUCCGAUAAUCCUCUAGGACUCACCUGCGGUAUGGUAUGCCCUACCAGUGACCUCUGCGUAGGAGGAUGCAAUUUAUUCGCCACCGAAGAGGGACCCAUCAAUAUCGGAGGGCUGCAGCAAUUCGCGACCGACGUAUUCAAACAGAUGAAGAUUCCGCAGACGAGAAUUCCCGGGCAAAGCGUUGAGCACGCCGAUACCAAGAUCGCGCUGAUCGGUUGCGGGCCAGCCUCGAUAUCUUGCGCAACUUUUUUAGCGAGACUCGGGUACAACGACCUGACUAUAUUCGAAAAGGAAUCGUUCUUCGGCGGGCUGAGUUCCUCCGAAAUACCACAGUAUCGUCUGCCCUACGAAGUCAUUCAAUUCGAAGUUGAUCUGAUGAAGGAUUUGGGCGUUAAAGUAGAAUUCGGUAAAGCGCUCUCGAAGAAGGAUCUGACAAUCGAUGGGCUCAAGAAAUCGAAUUACAAGGUCGUAUUCGUAGGAAUAGGUCUUCCGGAACCGAAACUCAUUCCGAUAUUCAAGGAUCUAACCGAGGAGAUGGGGUUCUAUACGUCAAAAACCUUUCUACCGAUGGUAGCGAAGGGCAGCAAGGCAGGAAUGUGCGCGUGUAAAAGCCCUAGCUUGCCUUCUCUGCACGGAAACGUGAUCGUCCUUGGCGCAGGAGACACAGCCUUCGAUUGCGCCACGUCGGCUCUGCGCUGCGGAGCCAAAAAAGUCUUCGUUGUAUUCAGAAAAGGGUUUACAAACAUCCGCGCAGUUCCGGAGGAGAUGGAUUUAGCACGGGAGGAGAAAUGCGAGUUCGUACCGUUUCAAUCGCCAAAAAAGGUGAUUACCCGAGGAGGAAAAAUUGCCGCCAUUGAAUUUCUCCGGACCGAACAACUCGAUAACGGAGAAUGGAUCGAAGACGAGGAUCAGGUGGUUCGUUUGAAGGCGGAUUUCGUCAUCUCUGCUUUCGGAUCCGCAUUAUACGACCCAGAUGUAAAAGAAGCGAUGGCGCCCGUGAAACUGAAUCGAUGGGGUUUGCCGGAAGUCGACGUCGAUACAAUGGCCACUUCUGAGCCUGGUGUAUUUUGCGGUGGAGACAUUGCCGGUGUUUCCGAAACGACGGUGGAGUCCGUUAACGAUGGAAAAACAGCCGCAUGGAAUAUUCACAAAUACAUUCAGGAAUCCGCGGGUAAUACCGUGCCCGACGAACCCCAGCUACCGAAGUUUCACACUCCGAUCGAUGAUGUCGAUAUAAGCAUUGAAAUUCUUGGCAUGAAGUUUGAAAACCCUUUCGGACUCGCUUCCGCACCACCGGCUACAUCGAGCGCGAUGAUAAGAAGAUCGUUUGAAGCCGGAUGGAGUUUCGCCGUGACAAAAACCUUCGCUCUUGACAAAGACAUGGUCACCAACGUAUCCCCUCGCAUCGUGAGAGGGACAACUUCCGGUCCCAAUUACGGCCCGCAACAAGGAAGUUUUCUUAACAUCGAAUUGAUCAGUGAAAAGUCGCAAGCCUAUUGGUGCAACAGCGUGACGGAAUUGAAACGUGAUUUCCCGACAAAAAUAAUAAUCGCCAGCAUCAUGUGCUCCUACAACAAAUCCGACUGGACGGAGCUUGCACAAAAAGCUGAAGCGUCCGGUGCAGAUGCCUUGGAAUUAAAUCUCUCCUGUCCUCACGGUAUGGGGGAAUCAGGGAUGGGUCUCGCCUGCGGACAGGAUCCCGUACUGGUCCGGAACAUUUCCAGGUGGGUGAGGGCGGCUGUGAAAAUCCCUUUCUUCGUGAAACUCACGCCGAACAUUACCGACAUCGUGUCGAUAGCGCGCGCAGCUCACGAAGGUGAAGCUGACGGAGUAUCAGCCAUCAACACCGUUCAGGGUCUGAUGGGAAUUAGAGCGGAUGCGACCCCGUGGCCGGCGGUGGGUAGCGUCAAAGCGACGACGUACGGCGGAGUGUCUGGAAAUGCGACAAGACCGCAGGCUCUAAGAGCAAUAUCGUCGAUAGCUCGAGAGCUUCCCGGUUUCCCUAUUCUGGGAAUAGGAGGUAUCGAUUCCGCGGAUGUUUCGCUUCAAUUCCUCCAGUGCGGUGCAUCGGUUUUACAGAUCGGUAGCGCGAUACAGAAUCAGGACUUCUCUUUGAUCGACGACUACGCGAACGGACUGAAGACCCUGUUGUACCUGAAAAGUUUGGAGCAAGUCAAAGAAUGGGACGGCCAAAGCCCGCCUACGUUCAAACACCAGAAAGGAAAAGAAGUCGUCUCGCUGAAACACGCUUUGGGAAAAAGCAUUCCGUAUUACGGUGAGUACCAGCGACUUCGGGAACAAAAAAUUGCUGAACUCAAAGCUUCGGCCGAACUACCGGGAAAUCCACCGCCUCCCUCCAGACCCGCACCACGUCCGGUCGCCAGAGUUCCAGCGCUGAAGGACGUAAUUGGAAAAGCUCUGCCGCACAUCGGGAACUACAAGCAACUGGACAACAAGCAACAAGUCGUUGCCUUGAUCGAUGACGACAUGUGCAUCAAUUGUGGCAAGUGUUACAUGGCGUGUGCAGAUUCUGGAUACCAGGCGAUAACCUUUGACUCGGAGACGCACAUUCCUCACGUAACAGACGACUGCACAGGCUGUACACUUUGCUUGUCCGUCUGUCCGAUCAUCGAUUGUAUAAGUAUGGUUCCUAAAACGAUACCCCACGUAAUCAAGCGAGGAAUUCCACCCGUGGGAUUCAACGGAUUGCCGAAGGACUUGCAAUGUCAAUAAUCACCGGACUCGGUCUACUUGCCUAAGGACACAUGUAUAUCGCUCAUUAUGCUGUUAUGAAUUAAUUAAAAUCUGCAUAAAAAUUA
Athalia rosae (coleseed sawfly) is the source of this 3986-nucleotide messenger RNA. RefSeq names its product dihydropyrimidine dehydrogenase [NADP(+)] (gene su(r)). Gene Ontology annotation, biological process: uracil catabolic process; thymine catabolic process. Gene Ontology annotation, molecular function: NADP binding; iron-sulfur cluster binding; dihydropyrimidine dehydrogenase (NADP+) activity. NCBI's taxonomy places the organism in Eukaryota, Metazoa, Arthropoda, Insecta, Hymenoptera, Athaliidae. The record is from RefSeq and is a predicted model, not a curated record. Bases 808 to 3900 code for a protein of 1030 amino acids. Gene Ontology annotation, cellular component: cytosol; cytoplasm. The transcript has 16 exons.